Molecule: messenger RNA, 255 nt
Organism: Staurois parvus
Lineage: Eukaryota; Metazoa; Chordata; Amphibia; Anura; Ranidae
Source: the annotation of a GenBank genome assembly
GCCUUCAAAAUGGGCACAAUUUAAAAGUUCGAGUCCCAUAGACUUGCAUUAUGUUCAAUGUUCGUGGUAGAACUUUCUUUAGGUUUAAAUGUUCUACCGCGAACUGAAGAGGGAGGUGUUCAAACCAGGGGCGGACUGACCAUUUGGAAACUCGGGCACUGCCCGAGGGCCCGAGAUGCCCCUGGUACCUUUUUCAUAGGCUUUUUUGAGUUUGGGGAAGGACACAGGGGCCCCAUGAUUCCCUAUUGCCCAGGG